Molecule: messenger RNA, 1427 nt
Organism: Humulus lupulus (European hop)
Lineage: Eukaryota; Viridiplantae; Streptophyta; Magnoliopsida; Rosales; Cannabaceae
Product: spermidine hydroxycinnamoyl transferase-like
Exons: 3
Coding region: 1-1245 (414 amino acids)
Molecular function (GO): acyltransferase activity, transferring groups other than amino-acyl groups
Source: RefSeq, a predicted model, not a curated record
AUGGCGGGACUUUACCGGCGGAUUUCCGCCGGUAAUAACAAAUACCGGCGGAUAUACCAUGUAUUACCGGCGGGCUCCUCCGCCGGUAAUGAAUGGCUCAAAGAAAACGACACCGUUUUCAAUGUCCUCAAAGAGUCAUUGAGCCGAGCACUCAAGAUAUUUUACCCACUAGCCGGCCGCCUUCGGUGGAUUGAAGGCAGCGGUAACGUCCUCGAGCUUGACUGCAACGGGAAAGGAGCUAAGUUCAUCGAAGCUGAGUGUGAGUCGGCAUUGGACGAUUUUCACAAUGAUCAGUUAGCUUCACUGACUGACCAAUAUCGUAAUCUAUUUCCAGAUGUAGACUACAAUAUCCCACUCCAAGACAUACCUGUGACUCUAGUCCAAGCCACUAGGUUUGCUUGUGGGGGGAUAAGCCUGGCCGUAAGCCUUUCUCAUGCUGUCGUUGAUGGUCAAUCUGCUUUUAGCUUCAUCUCCGAGUGGGCUAGUCUCACUCGAGGCGAAGGAGUGAACGAUCCGCUACGCCGUUUUCUCCAUGAUGAUGGAGAAAACGCUGUGCUCCCCAAGCAGAAAACUACUAUGGUCAUACUAAAGCUUGGGAAACUAGAUAGGGAGAAACUAAGAGAAAAGGCUAACAAUGGCCUAUGUUUCGACAUUAGCGUAGCGGAUCGUUCUUACACUAGAUUCGAAUUGUUGGCGGCCCACGUGUGGAGGUGUGCAUGCAAGGCACGAAAGCAUGAACCAGAGCAGCCAACGUCGUUGGCGAUAUGCGUCGACUCUAAGCGCCGUUUGAACCCACCACUACCAAACGGCUUCAUCGGCAAUGCCACGUUCGACGUGACCGCCACUGGGAGAUCUGGAGAGCUGGUAUCGAAGCCCUUGGGACAUGCAGCCAGCAUAAUCAAAGCAACAUUAAAAAAAGUAACGAGUGAGUUUAUCUGGUCAGCUGUUGACUAUUUGAAAUACCAAACGGACUUGAGCAUGUUUCAAAGUCCUCUUCCCACGAACCGCGAUGAAUCUUUUGUCUAUCAGAAUCCAAACCUGGGCAUUAUAAGUUGGUUAGGGUUGCCCAUGUACGGACAAGACUUUGGGUGGGGAAAGGAGAUUGAUAUGGUUCUGGGAGAAAUUGAGCCAGGAUCAGUGGUUCUUAUUCCUGAUUGCAAUGAUGAUGGAUCAAUGGUUGUGGCUCUCUGUUUGCAAACAGACCAUAUGGAUUCAUUUAAAAAUCACUUUUACAAUAUCAUAUAAUUAAGUAAAUAGUUGGCUACUUUAGUUGUUCAGUAUUGCGGUUUUAAGUUAUGGAAUAUCAAAAGAAGUUGAGAAUGUGAUAUUUUAUAAUUAGUUCACGAUAAUUAUUAUUAUUUAUUAAAUUAAAAUGUGUGAGACAUUAUAUUGAAUUUCACUAAUAAUGAUAUGAUGUUAUAGGGUUA